AAAUGGACCCCACAAGAUUGCACUUUUCUCUUACCCUUUUCUCUCUGACGAUAUUUUCUUCUGAACAAAGAAUCCCUAAACACCCUUUCUCUCUAAUCCCUAAUUUUUCUCCUAUCUUUCUCUUACAAUUUGAUUUCCUUCCCAUCAUAACCCCUUUUUUGCUCCGAAUUUCUCGGUUUUUUGUUUAAACCAAUUUCCUCCAUCGAUUUUGAUAAAUUUUUUUAAUACUACAAACUAUAAGCAAGAUCAAGUAUGAAUUUUAUGUUUUUCUGAUACCCAGUUGGGAAAAGUUUAGAUUUUGUGAAUUAGUUGUGUUAAUUAGUGAUUAGUAUAGUUCUGUGUAUAUGCUAUAAUCACUUUUUAUUUUUUGGAGUUCAGGAUUAUAAACUGAUUCUGUUCUUUGAGUGUAAUUAUUGAUUUGGUUGAUCCAUAGCUGUAUUAGGAAGGUUAAGGAUGAAGAGAGGGAAUGAUGAUGAGAAAGUGAUGGGGCCGUUAUUCCCUAGGUUACAUGUUGGUGAUACAGAGAAGGGAGGGCCAAGAGCACCUCCUAGGAAUAAAAUGGCUCUCUAUGAGCAAUUUAGUAUUCCAUCUCAAAGGUUCAACUUGCCACCCCACCACCCAAAUACUUCUAUCAAUACAGUUCCCCCUUCGUCUUCGAGCCAGGGGGCUGUCCAUGAGAGAAAUUAUGUCUUCCCUGGUCAUUUAACUCCUGAAACACUUACUCGUCAAUCAGAAGGGAAAAAUUUGAAUGCUUCUCUGUCACAACUUGAACAGAGAAAGAAGAUUGAUGAGGAUGACUUUAGGGUUCCUGUAUAUAUUCGCUCAAAGAUUGGUCAAUCUAAUGAUAAAAGUCACGAGAGUUUUGAUGGGAAAAAUCUCACUUCUGCAGGCUCUAGGAAUUUUGGUUUUUUCAAAGCAGGGAGAAUUAAUCGGGAAAGGGAUCUAAAUAAUCCGCGGACAGACGUGAGAAAUGAGAUUGAUGGUCCUCCGCAAGUAAGUCCAAAUAAGGAGCAGCCAUUUACUUCUGCCAGAGAUACAUCAAAUGGAGAAAGUAGUAACACCUCAGUAAGACAAGCUAAGGUGAUUCAAAAUCAAGAGUUUCAAGAUCGUGCUGUGUUCAAACUUAGCAGCUCACGUCAAGGUGAUGGGUGCUUACAUCAAGACUGUCGAGCUGAGUCUCAAUCCAAUGGAACUGGACAACGUGAUGCUUCCGUUGAAUCUACAAGGGAGAUAGGCAAGAGUAAUGACCCUAUAGCAAACCAAACUAGUCCAACCGAGGCUAUCAAUGGCACUGAAUAUCAUGAUACUGGGACUGGCAGUCCUAUACAUAGUGGAAAUUUAAACAAAAAUGACAACAUUUCAAAGAUCUCCAGGGUAGAAGAUCUGUCAACCCUGAAAAUUUCUCCUGAUGAUGUUGUUGCAAUAAUAGGUCAAAAACAAUUCUGGAAAGCCAGAAAAGCAAUUGCCAAUCAACAGAGAGUGUUUGCAGUCCAAGUGUUUGAGUUGCAUAGACUGAUAAAGGUCCAACAACUGAUUGCUGGAUCACCAGAUCUAUUGUUUGAAGAUGGUGCUUUUCUGGGAAAGUCUCUUCCGGAUGGAUCUACUCCUAAAAAACUCGCACUGGAAUAUGUUGUAAAACCUCGGCUGCAAAAUCUUAAGCGCAAAGUUGAUUCUGAAAACGUAAAUCAAAACAUGGAAUGUUCUGCAGAGAAUGCUGUUGGUAAAACAUCUAUUUCGUCAGUGAAAAAUGGGAGCCACCUUUCUAGUUCCACACCUUUUGCUGGAAAUCCACACCAUGGAAAUAUGGCUGCUGAAAAUGGCAUGGGUCCCUGGGGUUUCAAUCAGUCACCUGGGCAUCAGUGGUUAAUUCCUGUGAUGUCACCUUCUGAAGGGCUAGUCUAUAAGCCAUAUCCUGGGCCUGGAUUUACAGGAACAAAUUAUGGAGGAUCUGGGCCCUUUGGGGCUCCUCCUUCGUGUGGUACUUUCAUGAAUCCUUCCUAUGGAAUGCCACCUCCACCAGAGACUCCUCCAGGUAGCCAUGCUUACUAUCCUCCCUAUGGCAGCAUGCCAUUUAUGAAAGCAGCAGCUUCAGAGUCAGUUGUCGAACAUGUGAACCAGUUCUCUGCACGCGUGCAAAGUCGUCAUUUAUCUGAAGGGGAAGCCGAUUGUAACAAACAUAAUCAAAGCUCAUGCAAUUUACCAGUUCAGAGAAAUGGAGCAACAACGCACGUUAUGCAUCAUCAGAGAUCCAAGGAGUUUGAGUUGCAGAUGAGUACAGCAAGUAGUCCUAGUGAAAUGACACAAGGAAUGAGCACAGGACAAGUUGCUGAAGAAAGAGAUGCACUUCCUCUUUUCCCUAUGGUUCCAGUUGAACCAGAGGGAGUAGCUCAGUCUAUUGAAACAGGACAACAAACCCGAGUUAUCAAAGUGGUGCCUCAUAACCGAAGAUCGGCAACUGAAUCUGCAGCUAGAAUUUUCCAAUCAAUUCAAGAAGAGAGAAAACAAUAUGACACACUCUAGUGCUGUUUAUUCUCAUGGAGGAUCCAUUCAAGUGUAAGGUGUCUAGUUCCUGUACUUUCUGCACGUGUGGCAUCGUGUAAAGGUAUAUUAUAUUAUAUAUAUUUUUUGUUUUGACCUUCUUAUUUUCAGCACAGUGGUAUGUAGAUAUGUCUGGCAUAUCAAAAUUGGUCAAAACAUGAUCUAUUGUACGUUAUCCUCUUAAGUACUUGUACGUUUCUCACAGGAAUCGAAUCACAGGAAAAAGUUAGUAGUUCUCAGCUCCGCUCCCUUUGCUUGGGAGGAGGUUUUUGAUCCUAUGUACUACUUGGCUUUAAAAUUGGUGAUUGUCAGUGUUGGGUUUUAUUCUAGUUCUAUUUUUGUUAUUUAAUGUAUGACAAAUUCUAUCUUAAACAAUUUCGUAGCUUGUGAGGGGGUGUUAAAGUCUUACAAGGAAGAGGCAUUGUUAGUUAUUGGUCGAGUCAGGAACUUGUGACCAACAAUUAGUUAUCAUCAUUAUUAUUUAUAAUUAUAA
This is a messenger RNA of Medicago truncatula (barrel medic), 3031 nucleotides long. RefSeq names its product protein EARLY FLOWERING 3. Gene Ontology annotation, biological process: regulation of photoperiodism, flowering. The coding region runs from base 454 to 2520 and encodes 688 amino acids. NCBI's taxonomy places the organism in Eukaryota, Viridiplantae, Streptophyta, Magnoliopsida, Fabales, Fabaceae. The record is from RefSeq and is a predicted model, not a curated record. The transcript has 4 exons.